This is a messenger RNA of Hypomesus transpacificus, 6276 nucleotides long. RefSeq names its product neuronal cell adhesion molecule a (gene nrcama). NCBI's taxonomy places the organism in Eukaryota, Metazoa, Chordata, Actinopteri, Osmeriformes, Osmeridae. The coding region runs from base 335 to 4255 and encodes 1306 amino acids. The transcript is spliced from 32 exons. Gene Ontology annotation, molecular function: protein binding. Gene Ontology annotation, biological process: cell-cell adhesion. The record is from RefSeq and is a predicted model, not a curated record.
GAGAGGACCAGUGGUUGAAGAGGAGGCAAGUGAACUGAACGGGGCACUGUCGUAAAUACACACAGGAGAGAUAACAGUCUGUCGCAGGAACCCUAUAGAUACACAGAAUCCAUCGCAUUGCGCAUCACCGCGACAUCGAAAGGUAGAAAAUAGACAGCAACGAGAGUGAGAGAGAGAGAAAGAGAGAGAGAUAGAGAGAGAACAGGGCUCACCCUGAGGAACAAACAGGCUCUUCUCUGUUGUGAAUGUGCACGGGUCUGUGACAUUCGUACAUUGAGGAGAGAAGCAGGACUUUGCUGUGUCUGGGGCAGGGCCGGCGCGCCACACACCGACGAUGGAGAGGACGAGGAAGUGCGCGUUGCUCCUGGUGCUCUGCCUGGGACACCUCGCCAGCUCCCUGGAGGUCCCGCUGGAUCCUAAAGUUCGGGAAGGAUUGCCGCAGCCACCAACCAUAACUCACCAGUCCCCAAAGGAUUACAUCAUUGACCCGCGGGAGAACAUCGUUAUCCACUGUGAUGCCAAGGGGAAGCCAUAUCCCAGCUUCUUUUGGACCAGGAAUGGGACCCACUUUGACAUUGAUAUGGACCCCAAGGUUACCAUGAAGCCCCACUCUGGAACUCUGGUGGUGGACAUCAGUGGGGAGAAGGCCGAAUCCUAUGAAGGGGUGUACCAGUGCACGGCCAGAAAUGACCAUGGGACCGCUAUGUCAAACAACAUUAUUGUUCGCCAGUCCAAGUCCCCCUUGUGGUCGAAAGAGAGAAACGAGCCAAUUGUCGUGCAGGAGGGCGUGUCCCUGGUGCUCCAUUGCAGGCCCCCUGCAGGGUUGCCCCCACCCAUUAUAUUCUGGAUGGACAACAACUUCCAGAGGCUCCCACAGAGCAGCAGGGUGUCCCAGGCGUUGAACGGAGACCUGUACUUCUCCAACAUCCUGAAAGAGGACUCGAGAAAUGACUACAUCUGCUAUGCUCGCUUCCCCCACACCCAGACCAUCCAGCAGAAACAACCCAUCACCGUCAAAGUCCUCAACCUGGAUGCAAUCAAUGAGACAAUGGCAGAUUUUUACAAUGGCACAGAUAUUUUUAGUGACAGCCCAGCGGAGGAGAGGAAGCCCUCAUUCCUCGUCCCUUCCGGUCCCACCAGUUCCAAGCUGGUUCUAAGAGGACAGGUCCUGGAGAUGGAGUGCAUCGCUGAAGGACUGCCUACCCCAGAGAUCUCAUGGAGUAAGGUGAGUGGGGAGUUCCCUGCUGAGCGCACCUCCUUCCCACACUACAAGAAGACCCUGCGUAUCGUGAACGUGUCCACAUCGGACGCCGGAGACUACCGCUGCAAGGCCGUCAACAGCCUGGGCAACAUCCACCACACCAUCCGCGUCACCGUCAAAGCCGCUCCAUACUGGAUCACUUCCCCUAAAAACCUGGUUCUGGCUCCCAGAGAGACUGGAGUCCUUACCUGCCGGGCCAAUGGCCUGCCCAAACCCACAAUCACCUGGACCAUGAACGGCGUUUCUAUUGAGAACUCGCCCAGAGACCCCAGCAGGACAGUGGAGGAUGACACCAUCAUAUUCACACAGGUUCAGAUUGGAUCCAGUGCUGUCUACCAGUGUAACGCCUCCAAUGAAUAUGGCUACCUGCUGGAAAACGCCUUUGUCAAUGUCCUGUCUGAGCCGCCCAGAGUCCUGACCCCGGCCGACACGGUCUACCAGGUCAUCAGAAACAACCCUGCCUUACUGGACUGCUCGGUGUUCGGCUCGCCGAUCCCAAACAUCACAUGGUUUAAGGAUAGCCGCUCCAGCACCCUGGAUGGAGACCCUUACAUCUUGCAUGACAACGGGACUCUGGAGAUCCAUGUUGCUCAGGCACAGAACAGCGGCAAAUACACUUGCGUGGCCCGUAACUUCCUGGGCAUCUCUGUGAACCACGUCUACCUGCAGGUCAAGGAGCCCACACGGAUCUUGAAGCAGCCGGAGUACAAGGUCGUAAAGAGGAGUAACAGUGUGGUGUUUGAGUGUAAGGUGAAGCACGACCCCACCCUCCUGCCCACUGUCACCUGGCUGAAGGACAACGGAGAACUGCCCGAUGACGAGAGGUUUGUGGUGGACAAUGACAGCCUGACUAUAACAAAAGUGACAGAGAGCGACGAGGGUGUUUACACCUGCAUCAUGAACACCAGUCUGGACCAGGACUCUGCCAGUGCCAAGCUCACUGUAGUUGACGCCACACCCACUCCAGCUAUCGCCUACGAAUAUCCGGACCCUCCGACCGACCUGGAACUGACUGACCAGAGAGACAGGAGUGUCCAGCUCACCUGGAUCCCUGGGAAUGAAUACAACAGCCCCAUCCAGAAAUUCAUCAUCCAGUACGAGGACUCCCUGCACCAUCAUGGCCACUGGCACAACAUGACGGAGAUCCCAGGCACCAGGACCACGGCCCACCUGAAGCUCUCCCCCUAUGUCCACUACACCUUCAGAGUCCUGGCCCUCAACGCUGUGGGCCUGAGCCAGCCCAGCUACCCCUCCAGGAUGUACAAGACCCGGCCAGCAGCGCCCGACGAGAACCCGUCAGGAGUGGAAGGUCAUGGAACCGAACAUGACAACCUUGUCAUCUCAUGGAAGCCAUUGCUGGGUCUUCAGUCCAACGGCCGUGGCCUGCAGUAUAAGGUCAUGUGGAGACAGAAGGAGGUGGACAAUCAGUGGAGCUCAGUGACCGUGGCUAAUGUCUCCAAGUUUGUGGUCUCCGGGACGCCCACCUUUGUCCCCUACGAAGUGAAGGUUCAAGCUCUGAACGAGCACGGGCCUGGACCUGAACCCCCAACUGUCACUGGCUACUCGGGAGAGGACCUGCCGUUGUCGCCUCCAGACAACGUCCAGGUCAUGGCCUUGAACAGCACCCUGGCCGAGAUCCACUGGGAACACGUCCCUCCCAAAUCUGUGCGGGGACGCCUGAAGGGAUACAAGCUGUACUACUGGAAGGAACAGAGCCUCCACAAACACAACUCGCACCACGUGGAGCAACAAGUCCUUCUCUUCAGCGGGAACAAGAGCCAUGGCAUGCUGCCUGGUCUGGAGCCCUUUAGCCUCUACGCCUUCAACAUGAGGGCCUACAACAGCAGGGGAGAGGGACCUGCCAGCACCAGCCAGCAGUUUGAGACUCCAGAGGGAGCUCCAGGGCAUCCGUCUUUCCUGAGAAUCACCAACCCCAACCUGGACUCCCUGACUCUGAGCUGGGGCCCUCCCCACAACCGUAACGGGCACCUCACCGGCUACACUCUCAGAUACCAGACAGUCAAUAACUCCAAUGAGCUGGGCCCAGUGGUGGAACUGGCCCUGCCCCCCAACGAGACAUCGGUCACUCUGCUCAACCUCAAGUACAGCACACGCUACAAGUUCUAUUUUAAUGCCAAAACAAACAGGGGGGCAGGCCCCGCCAUUACAGAGGAGGCCAUCACUAUCAUGGACGAAGGGAUCAUUGAGCCCUCACACCCCAUAGCACGGCAUCCUCCACGCCACCCACACCACCACAAGGGAACAGUGCUUCCGACCGCUCCAGCGUUUGGGAACGUUAGCUCCUCGCUGGGAGAGGACGGGGCUCUGAUCAGUUGGGAAUACUGGGGCCUGGAGAAAGACGUUUAUGUAGAGUACCUAGUAAUGAACAGUGAACAGGAGUGGCACACAGAGUAUGUAAAUGGCUCUCAGACCUAUUUGCUGAGGGGCUUAAAGGAGGGUCUGUCCUAUAGGGUGCGUGUGGUCGCCAGGGGUCACGCCGACCAGGCGGUGCACCACUCGGAGGAGCUUUUGGUCACGGUUCCAGCUAUGGCUAGCAGACAGGUGGACAUCGCCACUCAGGGCUGGUUCAUCGGCCUCAUGUGCGCCAUCGCUCUCCUCAUCCUUGUCCUGCUCAUCAUCUGCUUCAUCCAGAGGAACAAGGGAGGCAAAUACCCAGUGAAAGAGAAGGAGGAUGCUCACACUGAUCCAGAGUUCCAGCCCAUGAAAGAUGAUGACUGCACAUUUGGGGAAUACAGUGACUCUGAGGACCAUAAACCGCUUAAAGGGAGCCGCACGUCGUCAAAUGGAACGGUAAAGAGAGGCGACAGUGACGACAGUUUAGUUGACUACGGGGAUGCUGGAGACGGACAGUUCAAUGAGGACGGCUCGUUUAUUGGACAGUAUAGCGGAAAGAGGGAGAGGGACACCGGCGAGGGCCACGAGAGCUCUGAGGCUCCCUCUCCUGUCAAUAAUGCCAUGAACUCUUUCGUGUAGCCAGGCAGACGUCCAGUAGGAGGCGCUCCAGUGACUGUCCCCCCUCCCCCCCCAUUGACCCAUCUCUCUCACUUGUCGCCCACGGUUGUACCAUAACAACGCUGUAUGGCUUCUCAUCACAUGCCCAUCCCGACCACACUGUCAGACAUGGCCCUCAUCAGCUGGAGGGGCUGUUACUGACCCUGGAUACGAGUGGAGAAAUGUUGCCCUGCGUUGGGAAACAGUGGCUGUGUGGAAGGAUGCAGAGAAAGCUCUGGGUUUGGUUCAUCUGAUUACUGACUUUGGAGUGUUAGAGCAGCAAUGGGAGUCUGGUUAUUAUACAGUGCAUGAACAUUGAACAGUUAUCAGCAGCCUUUUAACACAUUGAAAUUAACAGACAUGAAUAUUUUACGGGGGAUUGUAGGCUAUCCUGAAUUUAUUUUAAGGAUUGGGUUUUUCCACAUUGUUAUUAUGAUAUUAUUCAUUAUGUAUCUAAGGCACAUUAUUGUCUAGACUCUCUUCUUCCAGUGAAAUGGUUGUAAAUUAAAUUAUACAGCACGACGGGGAUAUGUAUAUACAAACAGUAGCUCAAGAGAAAAUCAUAAUGUACAGUUUGUACAUAAGCGUCUUAAAGUAUUAUUCAGUAGAGAUGGACACUUCAAGCUCGUAAACAUAGUGGACACGUCUUUGGGCUGCAUGCUUUGCUGCAUCCUUCGCUACACCCAUGUGUUCACUUGUUACCUCUGUGUUGAUGUUUGGAAAUGAACUGCACAUCUGAUUGCAUGGCAUGCUGCACCCCCUCUAUCUCAGUGCCAUGACCUCAUCAUGACCUUUGCCCCAUUUGCGGCUUUAUUAGGUUCCACAUCACAUGACCUUGACCUUCAGGCCAUUGCAGGAGCUUAGGGCAUGUGAGCAUGUUCACUCAAACAAUUUUUUUGCUUCUCAAAGGCCAAGUGCUGGGUGGCCUUCAGCAAACAGUGCCUUUAUACAGAAUGCUGAUUUGGUCCUGAUUUCCCCCCAAAUUAUUUUUCCAGUUCAGUGACUGGAACUGGUGAAAAGCGAUAGGACUGUGCAGUCGUACAGAUGAGUUAAGCUUGAAAGGAGAAGGACCCCAUCAAUAAGGGAAUAUAAUUCAUACAGUCAACUCCCCAGUGCUUGUGUCAGAUUCUGAAUUUUCUUUCCUUUAAACAAGCAGCUUACAGCAACAGUAUUGGACAUGGUGAAUGCAUAUUCUGUUAGAAACAUUGCUCUGCUUUUUUAAGGUUUGGUUGUCCAUGUUCGAUUGUAUUUCUGCAGUGUGUGUAGUUGUUUGUGUGCGUGAGUGAGUGAGUGUGUGUGCGUGCGUAUAUAUAAUCCAUGCUAGGCAAGACCUGUUCACUUGUACUAACUCCAUUUUAGAGCCUUUGAGAUGAGAGGAUGGAAUCAAGAUUUUUUUUUCUUAACUUGCAUCAAGUUUUUUGUCUAAUGUAGAUUUUUUGUUGAAUUUGUACACAUACUCUAUUUGACUCCAGUACCGAAACCAGAGCUAAUGACGACAAACCAGGCUGCCUCUGAGGCAGUGAUAUGCAUGAGAUGGGCUGACGUGCUGAAAGGCCUGUGCUCAAUACAGACUUCUAUAGAAUACAGUAUAUACUUUUUCUUUACUUUUCUUUUGCUGUGAACAUUAUACAUUUUGACUAACUUGAGUCAAUUGUCGACCUUCAAUUUGGAUAGUAUUGUCUGCCUUAGGUAGUUGUGUUUCCAAAGUUCCAACGUUUGUACAAUACUGAAUACAUAGAAUGCUCCAGACCAUGUACAGUAUGCUAUCAUUUUGCUUUCUUGUGUUAAAGUGUUACAGUGUAAGCAGCUCUGUAGUCUGCAAAAGUCAUACAACUUCUUGUGACAGUAUCACAAAAUGAUUUCUAUUGAAAAAAACAGUUUCAAGAUUUGUACUAACAGUUUAUUUCCCUUUCCAUUUCUAUUUAAGUUUAUCCACUUAGUGCAAGGAUGACAUUCAAGCAACUUGAAAUAUAAUGAAUAAAUAAAGAAAUAUAAGUAUCUGA